Schistocerca gregaria is the source of this 447-nucleotide messenger RNA. RefSeq names its product protein FAM200B-like. The record is from RefSeq and is a predicted model, not a curated record. The transcript is spliced from 3 exons. Lineage: Eukaryota; Metazoa; Arthropoda; Insecta; Orthoptera; Acrididae. The coding region runs from base 1 to 447 and encodes 148 amino acids.
AUGGCAGUGAGAUCUGAAUUCUUUUGCAAAUACGAAUUGUCAUGGCAAAGGCUGAUUGGCGUAUUCGGAGACGGCGCCUUUGUCAGUGCUUGUAGCUCGGUCACGAUUCAUGCAGAUGAUUUGGGAACAGAACAUAAAAGACUGCUAUUUCAUACGGAAGUACGCUGGCUCUCAAAAGAAAAUGUGUUAGUUAAAUUAUUUGAACUUGAAGUGAUUCGAUUUUUGGAAAUUCAAAACAAAACUGAAUUGUGUAUGGAACUCCGAAAGCCAAGUUGUGUUGACCACAGUGUUAGACUGUUGUGUGGAGACUCGAACAUAAUUUAUCACUGGGAUGCUAUCACUGCGUAUACUGAUAAACUGCUACUUUGGGAAUGUAAAAUUGUAACCUGCUUUCCCAUAUUGUUUGGAAUCCUGGGAGAAGCAGGUCUUGAAGAAGACGGAUACUAA